Symbiodinium sp. CCMP2456 is the source of this 678-nucleotide messenger RNA. Lineage: Eukaryota; Dinophyceae; Suessiales; Symbiodiniaceae. The record is from the annotation of a GenBank genome assembly.
GUGAAGUCCCCGAUGCCAAAAUCCAUCCUCAAGAAAGCGUCUCCGAAGAGGCAGAUCGACAAGCCCAACACACUACAAAAGUCAACGCCGCGGCAGAUUGCCAAGCUGCGACAGGUGGGAGCAUUGGCUCGCGUUCCGGUGGAUGCAUUUGCAUCCCCUGAAGCACAUGUGAAGAGAGAGGAGCCAGAGACCCUAGGCGGGCGUCCGAAGAGGCGAAGGAUGCCCCCGCUUCAAAGCUGGCGAAAUGAGCGGGUGGUCUACGAACGGACGACGAGUUCCCGAACUCCCAGGGUCGUGGCGGUGGAGCUUGACAUGGCUCGCGCUUCCCAGGCCCCUGGUGGGAUGAGGCUUCCUGCUUUGCAGCUACCACUCUCCGACAUCGAAGCAUCAGAGUUCGCGGGCAUCACCACCAAGAGGAUGCAGAGCAAGGUCUACCAGUUGCCCUCCCAGGCAUCAGCCACGACCGGGCUCCCAUGCACGAUUGAGCUUUGCGGUCCCGGCGUGAUUCAUGUUCUGGAAGGGUCCCUGCGGUUUGCCAAGGAGACAGAUAAGAAGGAGAAGAUGGUGGAUGCUGGCACCACCAUUCUUCUGAAGGAUGCCUCCAGUCACUUGUUGGCUCCGGCCGACAAGGACGGAGAGAGCUCAGGAGUUCGCUUCUUCUGGGUGGGGAUAAGGUGA